Molecule: messenger RNA, 990 nt
Organism: Prunus mume (Japanese apricot)
Lineage: Eukaryota; Viridiplantae; Streptophyta; Magnoliopsida; Rosales; Rosaceae
Source: RefSeq, a predicted model, not a curated record
AUGGCGGACUCCGUUGCAAUGAAUGGUGGCGAUGGCCUGAACAGCUACAAGCAGAAUUCCAAGUGCCAGGGAGAGUGGUUUGAUGAAGCAAAGGUCUUGUUGAGAAAUAGCAUCCGAGAAAAGCUCACAAUUAAUAAAAAUUCCAAUGCCACCACUAUCACACCAGUAUUUAAAAUUGCAGACCUUGGAUGUUCAGUUGGACCCAACACCUUCGCUUGUGUCCGGACCCUCAUAGAAGCUGUGAAGCUUGAGUUCAAAGCUCAGGGCUUUGAAACCCAAUUGCCAGAAUUCCAAGUCUUCUUCAACGCGAUCAUGUUGCCAACGACUUCAACACUCUUUCAAUGGCUCACUAGGGUUCCCCAAGAAGUCACUAAAGAAGUGUCUCCGGCUUGGAACAAGGGAAGAAUUACGUACGCGAGGAGUGAAUCCAGUAAAGUUGAAGAGGCUUAUGCUGCUCAGUUUGCGAGGGACAUGAAGGCUUUCUUCACUGCAAGGUCAGCAGAACUGGCGGAUGAUGGGUUGCUGGCCAUUCCCAUGCCUUGCAGGCCAGAGCCAAGCCUCCCUUCAGAGUCAACGCUCAUGAAUAUCUUGGAGUGUUUGGGAGAUGCACUUGCAGAUAUGGUCAAAGAGGGCUUGUUAAGUGAGGCUGCUGUGGACUCGUUCAGUCUACCCAUUUACGUUCCAAGUGCCAGUGAAGUUGAAGGAGUGAUAUUGUUGGGUACGAAAAACAAAAACCUUGGUUGUAGUAUUGAGAGGCUGGAGGAAAUGCGCUUCCCAGCAAAGGUUUCUAGUGCUGAGGAGGUUCGAGUUUCCUGCUUUCAUGCAAGAGCUGCAAUGGAAGACAUCCUGUGCAAGCAUUUCGGAUCCGACCUCAAUGUUGAUGAACUUUUCAAGAGAUAUUCGGACAAGCUUGAAGAAUUCUCCAAGUCACCUCAGUUUGCUCGCAUUAAGAACUUGGCAAAUUUGUUUGUCCUUGUUAAGCGCAAUUAG